Echinops telfairi (small Madagascar hedgehog) is the source of this 464-nucleotide messenger RNA. Its product is annotated as interferon-induced transmembrane protein 3. The record is from RefSeq and is a predicted model, not a curated record. Gene Ontology annotation, biological process: response to interferon-beta; host-mediated suppression of symbiont invasion; response to interferon-alpha. Gene Ontology annotation, cellular component: plasma membrane. The annotation marks the transcript as partial. The transcript is spliced from 2 exons. Lineage: Eukaryota; Metazoa; Chordata; Mammalia; Afrosoricida; Tenrecidae.
UGUGCUCCAAAGCCCGGAAACCGAAACUUCUGGGAAACGGGAACUCCCCGUGAUUAGGAAGGGAGCUAGAGCGACCUCAGUCCAGGCUCCACCGACCCGGGGCACGGCGGGUCCUCCUCGGCGACAUGAACCACGCGCCCCAGCCCUUCCUCCCGCGCGCCUCCGGGCCGCCCCCGACCUACCAGGUGCUCAAGGAGGAGCACGAGGUGGACGUGUUGGGGGCGCCCCCCACCCCGGGCCCGGCGCCCACCGUGAUCAGCAUCCGCAGCGAGGUCUCCGUGCCCGACCACGUGGUCUGGUCCCUCUUCAACACGGUGUUCCUGAACAUCUUCUGCCUGGGCUUCGUGGCGUUCGCCUACUCCGUGAAGUCCAGAGACCGGAAGAUGGUGGGUGACAUGAUUGGGGCCCAGAGCUACGCGUCCACCGCCAAGUGCCUGAACAUCUGUGCCCUGGUCUUCAGCCUC